ACAACAUCAUGUCGAGAGAAGACGCUGAUGUCUUGACCGCUGAGCAGAAGGAAGAGAGGAGAAGGCGGAAAGCAGAGAAGAAAGCCAAGAAGGCCGCGGCUGCGACCGUCGCUGCUAAUGACACUGCCAAGGUGGUCGCCAGCUCAGACGGACCUGUAGCCCCAGCGUCAGAGGGCAAGGUCAAGAAGCGGAAGAGAGAUCGUGGACGGGAUACAAAAGCUCACUCAGCUGCGACCAAUGGAAGUGAAGAAAAGAAGAAGAAGAAAAAGAGUAAGCAUUCCGUAGAGACGAACCUCAAGGUUCCGGACGAACUUCCUGUCGCUUCCUCAACAACUACCGUUGAGCAGCCUGUUCUAUCCAAGAAACAGCUGAAAAAACUUGCAAGAGCCCAAGAAGCAUCCUCUUCGGCAGCUCCAUCGUCUAAUAUCGCUACUCCCACCGCACAACCGCCCCCUAGCGUCUUCAGCACCGAGCACACCGCCUUCCUCAACGAGCAUGCCAUCACUCUCGAACCUCGUCUUUUCCCACCUCAGCUCUCGAUAGCUGAUCUUCCAAUCGAUGUGUCGUUCAGACCGUAUCUCUCACAAUUUACAAAACCCACACCGAUCCAAGCGUGUUCUUGGCCACCUCUGUUGGCAGGACGGGAUGUGGUAGGUAUCGCGGAGACUGGUUCUGGAAAGACUUUGGCUUUUGGAGUACCUGGAUUACAAAAACUAUGCAAGUUAUCAGAGGAAGGUAAGAAGGGUAAGGGACGGGUACAAAUGUUGGUUCUCGCCCCAACCAGGGAGUUGGCACAACAAUCACAUACCACCCUUCUGGCUUUGGGCGAGAAGGCGGGCGUGGGCAGUGUCUGUUUGUUUGGUGGAGUGGGCAAGGAUGAUCAACUUCGAGAACUGGGCAAGAAGACCACGAAAAUAGUCGUUGGUACUCCUGGUAGAGUACUCGACCUCGCCGAUUCGAAGGAGCUGGACUUCUCAGGGGUGACUUAUCUCGUGCUUGACGAAGCAGAUCGGAUGCUAGAUCAAGGUUUCGAAAAUGAUAUCCGUCGGAUCAUUGCUCAUUGUCCUGAGAACGCCCACAGACAGACUGUCAUGUUCUCUGCCACUUGGCCAGAAUCUGUUCGUCGCCUUGCUAGCACCUUCUUAAGAGAUCCAUUGAGGAUCACGGUGGGCAGUGACGAGCUUUCUGCAAACAAACGUAUUGAGCAGGUGGUGGAAGUUUUAGACAAUGGUUUCCAGAAAGACGCUCGGAUGUUACACCACCUCCGUGCUCAUCUAAAGGCACAUCCUUCAACCCUCAAAGCUCCCACUCGUAUACUUGUAUUUGCCUUGUACAAAAAAGAAGCUCAAAGAUUGGAAUCCACCCUCCGACGUAACGGCUACAACGUAGGUGCUUUGCACGGAGAUAUGGGUCAGGACGCACGAUUCAAGGCGCUUGAUAAGUUCAAAGAGGGAAAAGUAGAAAUCUUGGUGGCUACGGACGUGGCUGCUAGAGGGCUCGAUAUUCCCGAUGUGGGAUUAGUGUUGAAUGUGACUUUCCCUUUGACGACUGAGGACUUCGUUCAUCGAUGUGGUAGGACAGGACGAGCUGGCAAAUCUGGCAAGGCAGUGACAUUCUUCACUGGCGAAGCGCAUGAAAAGGCCUUGGCAGGGGAAUUCAUGCGUGUCUUGAGGGAUGUCGGGGCGGAGAUCCCCAAAGAGAUGGAUAGGUUUCCUUCGACAAUAAAGAAGAAGGAACACGGCUCUUAUGGUGCUUUUUACAAAGACAUCGGUAAUGCUCCACCACCGACUAAAAUCACGUUCGAUUAGACUGACAUCAUCUGUAUGCAUUUUUGCGUUUCUUUCCC
Tremella mesenterica DSM 1558 is the source of this 1846-nucleotide messenger RNA. RefSeq lists its product as uncharacterized. NCBI's taxonomy places the organism in Eukaryota, Fungi, Basidiomycota, Tremellomycetes, Tremellales, Tremellaceae. Bases 9 to 1808 code for a protein of 599 amino acids. Gene Ontology annotation, molecular function: ATP binding; RNA binding; RNA helicase activity. Gene Ontology annotation, biological process: rRNA processing. Gene Ontology annotation, cellular component: nucleolus. The record is from RefSeq and is a predicted model, not a curated record. The transcript is spliced from 7 exons.